Quercus lobata is the source of this 651-nucleotide messenger RNA. RefSeq lists its product as uncharacterized. The coding region runs from base 1 to 651 and encodes 216 amino acids. Lineage: Eukaryota; Viridiplantae; Streptophyta; Magnoliopsida; Fagales; Fagaceae. The record is from RefSeq and is a predicted model, not a curated record. The transcript has a single exon.
AUGGAGCAAUUAGUUAAGGCAGGAAAGCUGAAGCAAUUCCUGUAUCAACCCAACAGACAAGGUGGUCUAGCAGGGUUGGGGCCUCAGAGAGAUACUUCUACAAGACUACCUCUAGGUACAAUUAGUGUCAUUCUUGCUACUCCGCAAAUGACUGGUUCUCAGCCAUCUAGGGUGAUGUCUAUAGCUCGUCCGUCUGCAGAGGGCUUAUCCCCUGAUCCGAAGAGGAGUAGAAUGAAAGUCCGGCUGGCUUUGAGCUUUUCGAAUGAGGAUAAGGUUGGAACCUUGCAGCCGUAUGAUGAUGCGAUGGUGGUCACCCUUAGGAUAGGUAGAUAUAAUGUGAAGAGAGUGUUGGUAGAUCAAGGCAGUGAUGCAGAGAUCAUGUACCCUGACCUAUUUAAGGGGCUGAAGUUGAGGUCCGAGGAUCUAACCUGCUACGAUUCCCCUUUAAUAGGGUUUGACAGGAAGAUUGUCUUUCUGAAAGGCCAAAUCCGACUACCCGUUCAGGCAGGGACAGAGGUCGUGGAGGUGAACUUCAUCGUGGUAGAUGCCUACUCCCCUUAUACUGCUAUUGUGGCAAGGCCCUGGCUCUAUGCCAUGGGGGUCGUUUCCUCCACCAUACAUUUGAAGGUGAAGUAUCUGUCUAGGGAGUAG